AUGACCGAUGUCCAUGGGCGGCUGGCGGCGGGGUGCAGCGCAGCGCGACGCAUGCCGAGAUGCCGCACCGCGGAGGCACCAUUGCCGAAAGGUAAAAACCAUCUUCAUUUCAAUUCCAGGCUGGCGGCUCUCCAGGCAGCCGGCGCGAACGACUGGCGUGCGAGGGUCUGCCGCCUCAGUCCGGAGAAGGAGGAUUCCAAGGCCAUCGAGCGGGCCAAGAACAGGAUCAAUGACCUUAAUAGUAUAGAAAUAAGACCCCAUAUUGCUUCCCUGGAAAACCCUGUUGGUUUAAGGAUACUUACACUGUUUGCGGAUCGUGGUCCAGUUUGCCGUUGGUCAGACAUUAACAUCAUUAGCACUAUUUUCCUUGCGAUUGCUUGA
Molecule: messenger RNA, 381 nt
Organism: Chilo suppressalis (striped riceborer)
Lineage: Eukaryota; Metazoa; Arthropoda; Insecta; Lepidoptera; Crambidae
Source: the annotation of a GenBank genome assembly